Messenger RNA from Periophthalmus magnuspinnatus, 2220 nucleotides. It is a transcript of the gene oma1, whose product is annotated as OMA1 zinc metallopeptidase. Gene Ontology annotation, cellular component: mitochondrial inner membrane. Gene Ontology annotation, biological process: protein quality control for misfolded or incompletely synthesized proteins; mitochondrial protein processing. The transcript is spliced from 8 exons. The coding region runs from base 326 to 1861 and encodes 511 amino acids. Gene Ontology annotation, molecular function: metalloendopeptidase activity. NCBI's taxonomy places the organism in Eukaryota, Metazoa, Chordata, Actinopteri, Gobiiformes, Gobiidae. The record is from RefSeq and is a predicted model, not a curated record.
UUUCCAGGGGGAUCUUUAUAGUUGAGGGACACAAAAACUAUCCAAACAAAUACGAACACCAAACAAAAUGUAACAUGUAGAAUCAAGAGACUGUCCUCUGAAUGAUGUAUGGAGGUUUCACUUUUCUCAAAUGUUAGGAGGGCAUUCUGACACCGGAGAAAACGUUGCUCGUGGUAACGGGACUGUUGCGCGUGGUUAAGUCGCAAUGACAUUGACAGCUGCAUAUGUCGAUUCUGGGCAUGUCAGCGUCAACAUAGCGCUAACUUAACCUGGAUACAUCAUUUCUAUCCUUCUACCUACCUAGAACUACUUGAAAACAUUGAUAAUGGCUUUGCUUCUAGGCAAUUUCCUAAGCAAGAAGCGUCUUGUUUUGCCUGCCUUCCUGAAGCAAAACUUUCAAAUCUCUCAACCACAUCAUGUUUCGAGACAACAAAGUUUUGUCACCUGUCAUAGACUACCAAACCGAAUUGGACCUGUACUACUUUGGAGAAAUGGCAGCAGAUAUAUUUGUUUCAAUACUGUUGUCAGAAGAACUCCAUCCCGGGACACAGCUGGGGCAUUUACACGGUGUGGACCCUUCCAUACCUCGGCUUCACGCCGGGCUCUGCCCGCCCCCCUGGUGUGGAUGGUCCUCAAGCCACUGCAGAAACUUAUGGCCAUCAUACUGGGCAGGAGCAUAAGGAAAUGGUGGGUGGCACUACCAGACAACCGCAGACAACUCUUGCGUGAGUGGAUGUGGCACAGACGGUGGAGGUUGGUGGCUGGGGCUGGUCUCGGUCUGGUGAUUAUGGCCAUACUGCUCCUAACGCAUCUGGACGAGUCACCACUGACAGGACGGACACGCCUCCUGGUGUUCAGUAAAGAGAACUACAUGGAGCUGGCAGCCCUUGUGUCACAGGAGUACAUGGAGGAGUUUGCAGAGCUGAUGCUGCCGGAGUGUGACCCGCGGCACCAGGUGGUGGAGCGAGUCAUUCAGCAUCUUGUUCAAAGGAACAAGGACAUCCCUGAGGUCUCUGAGAUCGACUGGACUGUCCAUGUGGUGCAGGACCCCAAAGUCAACGCUUUUGUUCUCUCGAAUGGGAAGGUGUUUGUCUUCACAGGGAUGUUAGAUGCUGUCACAGAUGUUCAUCAGCUCACCAUUGUUCUCGGACACGAGAUGGCCCAUGCUUUACUGGGACACUCAGCAGAACAAGCCAGUCUGUCACAUGUGGUGGACCUCCUGUCUCUGAUUCUGCUGACAGCCAUAUGGGCCAUUUGUCCCAGAGAUAGCCUCGCACUGCUGGGGCACUGGGCACAGGAGAAGCUCACACAGUUGAUGUUCAAUCAUCCUUAUAGUAGGAAACUAGAGGCAGAAGCUGAUGAAGUUGGGCUUCAGUUGGCUGCUAAGGCUUGUGCAGAUGUGCGGGCUGGCCCUGUGUUUUGGCAACAGAUGGAGAUGAGAGACCGGCUGACGGGGGAGCUCGAGCUGCCCCAAUGGCUCUCCACACACCCCUCCCACAAGAACAGAUACACUCAGAUGGACCGCCUCAUACCCCAGGCUCUUGAGUUGAGGGCAAGCUGUGUGUGUCCUCCUCUACCUGAAGCAGACCCUCGGGUUGUAUUCUCUGUAAGUGUUCACAUUCUGCUGGAAAAUGCCAAAAAACAGACCAAAGCCCAGUCUGAGAGAGAGCCAAAGCCCAGGUCCCACAGUCCAGCCCCCUCACUCCCCACUGCAGCCAUCACAGCCCUGACACCACAACCGACGGCUUUGACUUCUGAUCAGGAAAACAAGAUGUCAGUUUUAGACAACUCAAGUACAUCUUUAGUGCUCACACCUGAUGAGACGGACAGCUCUGAUCAAAAAGUGCCGUGUCCCAGUUGAGAGGAAGUUCAUGGGAAACUGGGAACUGAAUAUGUGAUUUACUACUGAAAGAAAAAGGCUAGUGCUGCUUGAAUAGUGUGAAUUUUUAUGUUUAGUAUAUUAUUUUGUGGAUUUUUAGAUACAAUUUCAGCGUUUUAUUUUCUGAGUAAAGCUUUGUGGGGGUCUGGAGCAUUUUCAGAAAUAUUUUCAUUAAAUAUGCUACUUCUUCCUGUGGCUUGGAGUAGCUCAGCAACAGCUUGCAUCAUUUAUUUGAGUCAAAACUGUGACCAUUUGUAUACAAGUAAGAAGAGAGAUAGAACCUCUUCUUAAAGUGCUAUACUGCUCUGGCAAAUAAAGCAAUAAAUAUUUAAAUAGAUAUU